GUUACCGUAAAGUUCGGGAGUUGCAGUAUAUCCCCUCUUCAUCCCCUCUUCUCUUUAAUCAUACCAGUCAUCGAAGUUAGAACAAAGAAACGGAAUAAGAAAAAAAAAAAACUACUUGAUUCUUUAUUAUUAUUAUUAUUUGAUUACGUCUUGGAAGUCAAGCCUCAUAUGUGGAUCAACGCCAUCCCAAAAAGCAAGGCGACAAAGCUAGUACACUACACAGUUUAGCAUACACGUUAUCAAUCCCCAGGGGUCCAGUGACCAGUUGCCAAGCCGGUCUACCAAACUUACGUCGCCUCUGCUGGAAAAGGUUGAUGACUGGCUUACAAGCCUUUGACCUGGGAACCAAUCCGAGGACACCACUUGGGCUACCCCUGAUAAUUCAGAUUACGCCUUGAUCUUUCCCAAUCAGAGCACUCCCCACGCCACCGUCCCGCCCCAAUUUUCCAACUUGUUCUACGCCUAUUUAGUCUAGGCUUCUCUCGCUCUCGCAUUACAUCCUCAACACGUUCCCCCCAUCUUCCCGUUCUCCUUACAGAACAACCCACGACCUUGGCGUCGAAUCUGCCAAAGCCGCAUACAUCGAUGAAGGAAAGCUCGACUGAUAAGGCCUCUCACAUAGAUCGCAUACGCUCUUGGGCACGAGGUCACGCGUAUGGAGGCUCAACACGGUCCACCGCGUCCAACAGUACUCCUGUUCUACCCUUAACUAACCCAACCGCACCCAAUUCCCAGCACCACUCGGAAAAGGGUCAAGAUGCUAGCGCCGGCAACCUCGCCGGUCACCACCAGGACCUCCCUAACGGCUCCGCAGACCACAAACUUCACCAUGCCGGACCGAAUAACGAAGAUGCCGGUAAGUCAAGUUCGCCGGCAUCUGAAAUGGAGGGGACGGGGCCUGUCAUAGACGAGAAUAGUAGCAAGAAAAAACCAAACAUUUUCAUCGAAACUUGCCUUGAAUUUAAAAAGGUCCUUCUCCAUAGCUGGAUCAACGUAUUCUUGGUCUGCGUUCCGAUCGGAAUUGCCAUCGCAAACAUUCCGAAUAGAAAUGCCGGAGCUACAUUCGGCGUUAACGCUGUUGCCAUUAUUCCUCUUGCGGCUCUCCUCAGUCAUGCCACUGAAUCCGUAGCUCGCAAGAUGGGCGACACAAUCGGCGCAUUGCUUAACGUGACGUUUGGCAAUGCCGUCGAAUUAAUUAUUUUCAUUGCAUUGGUCAAGGGUGAAAUUCGUAUUGUUCAGGCCUCAUUGCUAGGAUCUAUCCUUGCAAACUUGCUCCUUAUUCUGGGCAUGGCCUUCUUUUUUGGUGGUCUACGAUUUCGCGAACAGAUCUACAACAGCACCGUCACUCAGAUGAGUGCUUGCCUGCUCAGUCUAAGCGUGAUUAGUCUUAUGUUGCCGACUGCAUUUCAUGCAUCGUUCAAGGACAAGGCCGAAGCAGACAGCGAGUCUCUCAAGAUUAGUCAUGGCGUCAGCGUCAUUCUCCUUUUGGUUUAUGUCAUCUAUCUUGGGUUCCAGCUGAAGUCUCAUGCAUACAUGUAUGAAUCGACUCCUCAACACAUCAUUGAUGAAGAAGCGACUCCUGGACCUGCUGCCGCAUGGCUCGAAUCGUCUGAUUCUGACUCGAGCUCCUCUUCGGAUUCGGACUCUGAUAACUCGAAUCACUCGAGAGAAACAAUGUCAAAGCGGGUCAAACGUGUUAUCCGUCGUGGACAUCGCCGUAGAAAGUCUAGCGUUGCAUCUAUCGACACCGAUGUGCCUCGUACACGAACUUCGUCUCUUGGAACUAACAACGCUAGCCCCACCCACGAAGGGUCUAGAUCUAGUAACUCUGAACACGGCCCUGGCUUACUCCCUCGAUUAGGUUCUAGAGGUAGUGACGAGGCUCUCGAAGAAGAUGAUGAUGCCAAACCGCGCCGUAAGCAUAAGCGUUCUAAACGCAAACAUAAGCGUAGUAGAAAGACGUCUCUCCCUGUUGACGAAGAGGCCGCUCAACCAGAGAAUAUUGCUGCCCCUGGACCAGACGACACACACAAUCCUAUCACAAAUACUGGAGAGCCUCGCCGUGUGGAUUUCGCAGAUGCGGUUGCUAAUGUCGAGGGGGCAUACGAAGUUACACCGACUGGUACUAAGCGUCCUUUCAACAACCUUCGUGUCCUGUCCCUUCGACCUGUGGCUAAGAGCCUAGCGCCUCCUGUUUUCACCCAAGGUUCUGAGAUGGGAGCUACGCCUUCUGUUCCGCCUGGUCCCGUACCACGCGUCAGAUACGGAAUACGUAGAACAAAUUCCCUUCCGGAGAGACUUAAUCAGUACCAGUAUCGACCCCCAGGAGCCAUGAUGCCCUCCCAAGUUCCAGUGUCGAUUCUAACCGGCGGUACCGGUAAAGAGGGCGAGGAGCACGGAGACGACCUGUCACGUGGCGCGGCUAUCAUCAUGUUACUCAUCUCCACAGCGCUUGUCGCUUUGUGUGCCGAAUUCAUGGUGGAUGCUAUCGACGACGUGGUAUCGAACAGUGCUCUCAAAGAAACAUUUAUCGGGUUGAUUAUCCUUCCCAUCGUCGGUAACGCCGCAGAACACGUGACAGCCGUUUCGGUUGCGAUGAAGAACAAGAUGGAUCUGGCAAUCGGUGUGGCUAUUGGUUCAUCGAUCCAAAUCGCUCUAUUCCUGACACCACUCGUGGUUAUCAUUGGCUGGAUUAUUGGUCAGCCUAUGACAUUGUACUUCACCCUCUUCGAGACCGUGUGUCUAUUCGUAUCAGCGUUUAUAAUCAACUUCCUGAUCUUGGAUGGACGAAGCAACUAUCUCGAGGGCGCGCUGCUCUGCGCUACUUAUGUCAUCAUUGCAGUUGUUGCAUUCUUCUAUCCUGAAGGUGAUGCUGCCAGCUCUCUGGGUGCGUAAGAGGAGUUCCAUCGCCCCAUCGCAACAAAACGCCCUAUUUAUUUAGCAACGAGAUACCAUGAUAUUCGACAUGAGCAUGAGAUAUGUCUACCAUUUAUCACUGCUUUGGUAUUCAGGGUAUUGGGGGUUUCACGCAGAUGGGUGACAUGGUACAUGGAAUUUCGUAUUAUAGGGGAGGUACAUGAUUUUACGAUUCUCUGACGAAGGUCGCUCGUCCUUUCGGGUCGACUUUUAACGAUUGAUUAAUUUGGAAUUUGAGUGAGCAUUUGAAGAUUUGCAGGAGACUAGCUGAGCCAGCCAACUUGGCCGCUCUGAUCGGGAUUGUGGUAACAAAUAGCGCGUUGAUAAAGACUCCGAUUCUAUUUGAGUCGUUUGAGUAAAUUGACAUUCCUUUCGACA
Messenger RNA from Annulohypoxylon maeteangense, 3294 nucleotides. RefSeq names its product calcium/proton exchanger. Lineage: Eukaryota; Fungi; Ascomycota; Sordariomycetes; Xylariales; Hypoxylaceae. Gene Ontology annotation, cellular component: fungal-type vacuole membrane. Gene Ontology annotation, molecular function: calcium:proton antiporter activity. The record is from RefSeq and is a predicted model, not a curated record. Gene Ontology annotation, biological process: intracellular calcium ion homeostasis; calcium ion transmembrane transport. The coding region runs from base 586 to 2895 and encodes 769 amino acids. The transcript is spliced from 5 exons.